AUGGCCCUGGAAAUCUUCUCGACCAGCCGCCUCAACGGCUUCUUAUCGAUCAAGCGAGAUGAAAUCAAAAUUUUACUCCGUAGAUUGUAUCGAAACUCGUCUCGUGAUUUCGCCAGAGUCGAAUUGAAAUCCAAGUUUUCUGAUCUGACCUUUAAUAUCAUGAUGAGAAUAAUCGUCGGAAAGAGGUAUUAUGGCGGCGACGAAGAGGAGGAGUUGUCGAACAACGAGGAGGCGAAGGAGUUCCGGGAAAUCGUGAGGCAGGCAUUCGAGUAUUCCGGUGCAUCGUACCCAGGGGACUUUCUACCGGUGUUAAGGUGGAUUGAUUAUCAGAGUUUUGAGAAGAAUUUGGGGAUACUUUAUAAGAAAAUGGACGCUCUCCUGCAAGGUCUGAUCGAUGAGCACAGGCGUGACAAGAGUAAGAACACCAUGAUCGAUCAUUUGCUUUCCUUGCAAGAAUCACAGCCAGAAUAUUAUACCGAUGAAAUCAUCAAAGGACUAAUCACGGUUCGAAUCUCACCUCCAGUUGGCUACUGGCAGGCCACUGCGUCUUUGCCUGGUUAA
Molecule: messenger RNA, 561 nt
Organism: Camellia sinensis
Lineage: Eukaryota; Viridiplantae; Streptophyta; Magnoliopsida; Ericales; Theaceae
Source: RefSeq, a predicted model, not a curated record